AUGCUAAAACCAGCUUCACAGCAAGCCAGGACUUGCCAGUUCUCGACGAUUGAGAACUGGGUGAAGCCCGAUAUUAUGAUGUCUUGGGUCUGUCCACAUAAAGUUUUCGUGCUGUUGAGUUUACUAUCAUUCUCAUUAUUUGUAUCCACGAUAGCAUUGUCAGUCAAAAGCACAACAUGUAGGGUAGAAGGAAAUAUUUUAAGUACUGACAUAUCAAAAAAAACGAAGACAAAAGAAGAUCAUGUUAUAAACUACCGACUUUCAAGAGAUGUGAGGCCGUUAAAUUACACUCUAAUGUUAUGGCCUGACUUAGAAAGAAAGAGUUUUAAAGGGCAUGUAACAAUAAGAAUCCGCGUCUUACGACCAACAACCAAUAUUGAGGUUCAUGUUAAAAAUCUAUCGAUCAACUAUGUUGAUUUCAACGACGAUGCAAACAGAUGUGUGCAAAUAAAUACAACAAAUAUAAUACCAAAAAGAGAGGUUUAUGAGGUGCAGUUUGGACAUAACGAAAUCACUGAAGGGGUGUACAAAUUAACUUUAAAUUUUACUGGGAAACUUGACACAGGAAUUGUCGGCUUUUAUCAAAGUAAACUGCGAGGUGGCGUGUAA
This is a messenger RNA of Pieris macdunnoughi, 609 nucleotides long. NCBI's taxonomy places the organism in Eukaryota, Metazoa, Arthropoda, Insecta, Lepidoptera, Pieridae. The record is from the annotation of a GenBank genome assembly.